Molecule: messenger RNA, 2680 nt
Organism: Nestor notabilis (Kea)
Lineage: Eukaryota; Metazoa; Chordata; Aves; Psittaciformes; Psittacidae
Gene: ADAMTSL3
Product: ADAMTS-like 3
Exons: 11
Biological process (GO): extracellular matrix organization
Cellular component (GO): extracellular matrix
Molecular function (GO): metalloendopeptidase activity
Source: RefSeq, a predicted model, not a curated record
AUGAGAAAUAAUGAUGCAAUAUUUAUUUCUUUUGACAGUGAUGGAUUUAAAGAAAUCAUGCCCUAUGAUCACUUCCAGCCACUUCCUCGGUGGGAACAUAACCCUUGGACUGCCUGUUCAGUUUCCUGUGGAGGUGGUAUUCAGAGAAGAAGUUUUGUGUGUGUAGAGGAGACCAUUCACGGAGAGAUACUGCAAGUGGAAGAAUGGAAGUGCAUGUAUGCCCCUAAGCCCAAAGUAAUUCAAACCUGCAAUUUAUUUGACUGCCCUAAAUGGGUUGCAAUGGAAUGGUCUCAAUGCACAGUGACCUGUGGCCGAGGCCUGCGUUACCGAGUAGUGCUGUGCAUUGACCACCGCGGGCAGCACGUCGGUGGCUGUAAUCCACAACUUAAACUUCACAUAAAAGAAGAGUGCAUCGUGCCAAUACCAUGUUACAAGCCAAAAGAAAAACCUCCUGUGGAAGCAAAAUUGCCGUGGUUUAAACAGGCACAUGAAAUGGAAGAGACCAUAAAAGUCUCAGAAGAGCCAACGUUUAUUCCUGAGCCCUGGUCUCCAUGCAGUGCCACAUGUGGCAAUGGCAUACAAGUGCGAGAGGUGAAGUGCCGAAUUCUUCUCUCAUUUACUCAGACUGAGGUUGAACUGCCUGAGGAAGAAUGUGAAGAUGUGAAGCCACCAACAGAACGAGUCUGUCACCAGGCAUCCUGUGACACUGAUCCUGUCCCCUAUCCACCAGCUUUUUCACAUGCUGAAGAUGGCAGUGUGAUUUAUGACUGGGAAUACAUUGGGUUUACUCCUUGUUCAGCCACAUGUCUUGGAGGAACACAAGAAGCCAUUGCAAUGUGUCUGUGUGUAGAGACAAAACAAGCUGUCAAUGAAACCCUGUGCGACAGUUCCAAGAGACCACCACCAAUGACUCGUGCUUGCAAUACGAAGCUUUGCCCUCCGAGGUGGCAAAGCAGCCCCUGGAGACGCUGCUCAGCUACGUGCGGGGUUGGGAUACAGACGAGAGACGUGUCCUGCCAGCAGCCGGGAGGAUCUGCCGUUGCAGCUGAAGAGUGCAAAGACAAAAAGCCUCACUCUUUACAAGCUUGUAACCAGAUUGAUUGUCCCCCUGUUUGGCACGUUGAGGAAUGGCAAGAGUGCUCACGUACUUGUGGAGGAGGGAUUCAGACCCGCAAAGUGUACUGUAAGCAGCUGCUGACGGAUGGAAGCUUCCUGAAACACUCUGAUGACACCUGCCAGGAACCUAAAUUGCCAACUAGUAAACCAUGUGCAAAAGUUGAUUGUCCUCCUCAGCUGGUCUUUGGAGAAUGGUCCAAGUGCUCAGUGAGCUGUGGUGUUGGAAUCCAGAGAAGGAAACUUAACUGCCAAAACCUAACAGCAAAGGGCCAGUAUGUCACACUAAAUGGAUCAAUGUGUAGUGGUCUGUCUCCUUCACUGCUUGUAAGGUCUUGUCAGAUGAAUGCCUGCAACAAGAUUAAACCAAAGCUUCCAGAGAAGUAUUCUGCUCAAGGACCUCAAAUUGUCAGUAUUCACCGAGUCUACAUUCAAACAAGACAAGAGAAGCGCAUUAAUUUUACCAUAGGAAGUCGAGCCUACUUACUUCCAAAAACAUCCGUUGUAAUUAAGUGCCCUGUACGGAGGUUCCAGAAAUCACUUAUCCGGUGGGAGAAAGAUGGACAACACUUACAAAACUCUAAAAGACUUGGCAUCACCAAGUCAGGCUCGCUGAAAAUACAUAGUCUUGAAGCUACUGAUAUUGGGGUGUACCGGUGUAUUGCAGGCCCUGUGCAUGAGACAUUUGUACUCAAACUCAUUGGUACCGACAACAGAUUGAUAGAACCACCAAAUCUGAGAAAACAUUCCAGUGAGGCCAGUAACACCGAUCACAAUGAGGCCAACAGCUUUGGGGCUAAAUGGCAUAAAAUGAGCAAAAUGUGGCAAAUGUGGAGUAAGAAGAAUGAGCUCUAUCUGGGUGAUAGGCAAGUAAAUGAUCAGCCAUUUCUGCGAAAUCUUGGAACCUUUGGGAGUAAUUCAGCAGAAGACUUCAGCUCUCGUGAAUUCAAGAACAAACGACUGGAGGCAGCGGUUCUCCAAGGCGCCUACAGCAUGGACACUGUACAGUUUGAAGAACUGAUAACGAACAUGAGUCAGCUCAUUGAAACUGGAGAAGUUGAUGAUGACUUGGCCUCCCAGGUCAUUUACCAACUAGUUGCUGAAUUAUCUAGGCCUCCACAAUCAACUACUGAAAAAUGGAAGGUGGCCCAGGAUGAGAAACAUGCCUCAAAACUUAAAGGCAAAUCACCAAAUGAAUUUGAGCGUUUCAGCACAAAAACUGUUGAUAAGUUAAUGUUUGACCAGAAGGUUCCAGUUAUUAUGAGGCAAAAGGAACUUCCUCGAGUUUCUUUCAACAAAACAGUAACUGUACGAAUAGGAAAUACAGUUUAUCUGACCAAGAAUACUCACACUGUCAAUCUACUGUGUGAAACAGCUGGUAUCAGUGAAGUGAAGUAUACUUGGACAAAAGAUGGCGAGACAUUAAAAGCCUCUGAGAAGGUGAUCCUGGACACUGUUGGAAAAGUGCAGAUUCAGAAUCCUACUCAAAAAGAACUUGGUACAUAUGGAUGCCUGGUUGUUAAUGACUUUGGGUUUGAUAUGGAAACAUCACUGUUAUUGCGUGCAG